Molecule: messenger RNA, 6242 nt
Organism: Oryctolagus cuniculus (rabbit)
Lineage: Eukaryota; Metazoa; Chordata; Mammalia; Lagomorpha; Leporidae
Biological process (GO): regulation of transcription by RNA polymerase II
Molecular function (GO): RNA polymerase II cis-regulatory region sequence-specific DNA binding; DNA-binding transcription factor activity
Source: RefSeq, a predicted model, not a curated record
CACCCCACACUGAAGCCCUCAGUCCGGGCCAGCUGGUUUUUCUAGGAACGCCCCGGCCUGGACUCCAUUUCCCAGAGGCGCCGGGCGCUCUGACGUCUUCCGUGCGCCGAAUGCCUGUGCGACCGCGUGCGCGUGCUUGCCUGUGUGCUCGGGGCUGGGAACGGAGGAAGUUCACUUUGUCCUGAGUGGGCGCUCAGAGACCCGGGUGCUCUGUCUCCCCCACGCGCCGCCCGUCUUGCCCCGCAAGUGGAACGCAGACAGUUUUCGAACAACCGCUGCUUCUGUGCGUCUGCGUCUGGCGCCCGUGGGUCCCACGUGCCGCGGACUUUCCCUGUCCCCCGCUCUCCGCUUUGCUCCACGGCAGACUUUUUUCAAUUUCGAGCUUGAGGCCAUGGAAACGUAGCUGAUGAUUUCUUUUGCUGAUGAUUUUUCUUUUUGAAGACGAUUUCUGUCUUCAGCCCUUUUCUUCUGCUAGCAAGGAUGUCAACUGUUACUGCCUGCUGCUGAUGCCUUUGCUAGAACAUUGAAAUUGGAAUCCUGUGUGACGAGAGAGGUAUGAGUCUGGGCACCUCCACAUAUUUCCAAGAGCAGAGAAAAUUAAUACAUUACCUAUGAUGAUAGCAUUUGAAGACCUUGCUGUGUACUUUACCUGGGAGGAAUGGCAGAACAUGAACCAAGCUCAGAAAACCCUGUACAGGGAUGUGAUGCUGGAGACCUACAGCAGCCUGUUCUCCUUGGGGCACUGCAUGACCAAACCUGACUUGAUCUUCAAGUUGGAGCAAGGAGCAGAGCCAUGGAUGGUGGAAGAAUUCCUGAAUCAGAGUUUUCCAGUUGCCAUGAAAAGGGAUGACCUGAUUGGGACCAACCAGGAAAGUCGGGACAAAAAUCUGAAUCAGGAUGUUAUGAAAAAUAAGAAGACAUUUGCUCCCAAGGGAGUUGAAUUAAGAAAACAACCUAAUUUAACUUCUAGCCCUAUUCCAAGACUGAUUAUGCAAAAGGGAAACUAUUCAGGAAUGAAUGUGUAUAAUGAAUGUGGAGAAACCACUUAUCAGAAUUCAAAUCUCAUUAGACAUCAGAAAAUUCACACUUGGAAGAUGCCUCAUGAAUGUAAUGAGUAUGGAAAAGCCUUUUUCCAGCAAUCAUACCCUAUAACACAUCAGAAAAUUCACAUAAGGGAGAAAAUUGCUGAAAAUAAUGACUGUGGAGAUGUUUUUCACCAUAAUGUAGACCUCAUUAAACAUCAGAGAAUUCACCUGGAGGAGAAAUCUUAUGAAUGCAAUGAUUGUCAAAAAACCUUUUACCAUAAAUCACAACUCAUUAGACAUCAGAGAAUUCACACAGAGGAGAAAGCUCAUGAAUGUAAUGUCUGUGGAAGAGCCUUUUGGUAUAAAUCACAUCUCAUAAUACAUCAGAGAAUUCACACAGGAGAGAAACCUUAUGAAUGUGGUGACUGUGGAAAAGCCUUUGGACAUAAGUCAGGUCUCAAUAAACAUCAGAGAAUUCACACUGGGGAGAAAUCUCAUGAAUGUAAUGACUGUGGAAAAGCCUUUUACUGUAAAUCACGACUCAUUAGACAUCAGAGAAUUCACACAGGAGAGAAACCUUAUGAAUGUAGUGACUGUGGAAAAGCCUUUGGCCAUAAGUCAGUCCUCAUUAAACAUCAGAAAAUUCACACAGGGGAAAAACCUUAUGUAUGUAAUGACUGUGGGAAAGCCUUUUUUUGCAAAUCAUAUCUCAGCCAACAUCAGAGAAUUCACACAGGGGAGAAACCUUAUGAAUGUGAUGAAUGUGGAAAAGCUUUUGGCCAUAAAUCAGACCUUACCAAACAUCAGAGAAUUCACAUGGGGGAGAAGCCUUAUGAAUGCAAUGACUGUGGAAAAGCCUUUUAUUAUACAGCACAACUCAUUAGACAUCAGAGAAUUCACACUGAGGAGAAACCUCAUGAAUGUAAUGUCUGUGGAAAAGCCUUUUGGUAUAAAUCACAUCUCAUAAAACAUCAGAGAAUGCACACAGGGGAGAAACCUUAUGAAUGUGGUGUCUGUGGAAAAGCCUUUGGCCAUAAGUCAGGCCUCAUUCAACAUCAGAGAAUUCACGCAGGGGAGAAAUCUCAUGAAUGUAAUGACUGCGGAAAAGCCUUUUUGUGCAAAUCAGACCUCAACAAACACCAGAGAAUUCACACAGGGGAGAAACCUCAUGAAUGUAAUGACUGUAGAAAAGCCUUUUUUUCCAAAUCAGACCUCAAGAAGCACCAGAGAAUUCAUACAGGGGAGAAACCUUACGAAUGUGCUGAGUGUGGAAAAGCCUUUGGCCAUAAGUCAGUCCUCAUUCAACAUCAGAGAAUUCACACUGGGGAGAAACCCUAUGAAUGUAAUGAAUGUGGGAAAGCCUUUUAUAGCAAAUCAGACCUCAACAAACAUCAGAGAAUUCACACAGGGGACAAACCUUAUGAAUGUAAUGAAUGUGGAAAAGCUUUUGGCCAUAAAUCAGAGUUCACCAAACAUCAGAGAAUUCACAUGGGGGAGAAACUUUAUGAAUGCAGUGACUGUGGAAAAAUCUUUUUUUAUAAAUCAAAACUCAUUAGACAUCAGAGAAUGCACACAGGGGAGAAACCUUAUGAAUGUAGUGACUGCGGAAAAUCCUUUGGCCAUAAGUCAGUCCUCAUUAAACAUCAGACUUCACACAGAGGAGAAAUCUUAUGAAUGCUAUGGAAAAGAUGUUUUGUGCAAAUCAGAUCUCAGAAAACAGAAUUCACACAAAAUAGAAACAUUAUGAAUGUAGCGACUGGAAAAACCUUGCACCACAAGUCACAACUCAGAAUGGAUCAGAGAAUUCACAGAGGGGAGAAACAUCAUAAAAGCCCUUUUGGGCAAAUCAGACCUCAGCAAACAUCAGUUUACACAGGGAGAAACCUUAUGAAUGUAAUGACUGUGGCCUUUGCCCAUAAUUCACAACUCAGAAUGCAUCAAAGAAUUCACACUGGGGAGAAACCUUAUGAAUGUAAUAACUAUAGGAAAGCCUUUGGCCUUAAGUCAGACCUCAUCAAACAUCACACAAUUCACACAGCAGUGAAACCUUAUGAAUGUAAUGACUGUUGAAACACCUUUUGCUAUAAAUCACACCUCAUAAGACACCAGAGAAUUCACACAGGAGAUAGACUUCAUGAAUAUAACAACUGUGGCAAAGCCUGUGGCAAUGAUACACAACAUACAUCAGAGAAUUCAUACAGGGGAGAAACCUCAUUUAUGUAAAGACUGGAAAAGCCUCUUUGUGCAAAUUAAAUCUCAGCAAACAUCAAAAUUCACACAGGGGAGAAUGUUUUGAAUUGAACAAAUGUGGACAACUCUUGGUGCAAAUCAUUAUCAAACAUAAGAAUAAACAUUAUAAAUGUAAUGAUUUGGAACACCUUCAGCCAUAAUUUAACCCUCAUUUGAGAUAAUCAAAUUCAUAUUUGAAAAAAACCCUUUGAAUGUAAUGCAUGUGGAAAAGCCUUUAUCCAGAAAUCAGAGCUUAUAAGAAAUCAAAGAAUUCAUAUGGCAGAGAAACCUUAUGAAUGUAAUGAGUAUUGGAAAGCUCCUUGUAACAUCAGAAAAUUCACAAGGCAGAAGUGUUAUGAAUGUAAUGAAUGUUGGAAAGCCUUUUGUCAAAAACAGUGCCUCAACACAUUAUGGGAGUCAAACAAGGAAGAGAGUUUAAGAAUAUAAUGAAUGUGAAGUGCUUUUUCCCAAAAUCAGUGUACUUAGUGUGACAAAGCCGUUCCCUUGAAAUCAUACCCCAAACAACAGGGACCCAUGGAAGGGAGAAAGGUUAUAAAUAUUAUAAUGUGAAAAAAAGCCAUUUGUCAGAAAUCAGUCAUCAAAGAAUUCACAUAAUGCGUUUCUUAAGAUUGUAAUGAAUGUGGAAAAGUAUUUUCCUGUAAUUAAGGCCUGCAUAGAUACAGAAUUCACAAUAGCUUAUAUCCUUCAAAUGCAGUAAAUUUGAGAAAACCUUUAGUCAGCAAUUAGACAUCAGCAGAUGCCAGGGAAUUCAUAAAGAAAAUAAAUCAAUUUAAUGAACAUGAAAUUCCUCUUCCAUAAAUCAGUCAUCAGCUCACAUGAAGAGACUCAGAACUUAGAAAACAUGUAUUCAUCGAAAAGUUUUUGUAUCAUAAGUCAUCUCAGUGGGUAACUGAAAGCUCACACUUAGGAAAAAUCCUGUCAUUGUAAUGUGGUUGGAAAAACCUUUAUUGUAAGGUGAACUUUUGCAAAAUUUAACAAGAUUAGAGAAGUCCCUUAAAUAUAAUGUGUCUGGAAGAACUCUUGGUGGAAUCACACCUCAGGAAGUAUUAGACAAUUCACAUGAUGAAUUGUGACAGAGUCUUGUUAACCGUUCUUCCUUUACACAACCUAUGUUUUUGGUUUCCCAUUAUUGUGAGUGGGACCAAGUAUAUGAACUGUACUUACAUAUAUAAAUUUUGCAAAGAAAUAUCCAAAAAUUACAACAGUUAGUACAGCAGUUAUUUGGUAUCCCAUCUUCAUCAAUUACAAAGUUAUUUGUUGUAUAGCAAUUUUGUCCACCCAGUGUUCUUUCUCCACAUUAUUGUGCAUACUGGUGAUGUAACCACAGGCAUGUCAAUUAGCAUAUAUUCCAGCCAUAAUACUGUACUCCAGCAGUGGAUGGUGGGUGUUGUGUCUAGCUAAAGGGAAUGAGCUUAUGGUGAUCUAUAUACUCAUGAGGAUUUCCAGCUCAUCUGUGUUAAGAGUACACUAUCUGGAUUAGAGUACACUAUGUGAGAUCAAUUUGAAUAUUCAAAUAGGUGUUGUCCAGCACAUUAUUCUCGUUCCAUAGACUACCUCAAAUCCUAUGAGUUGGGGCCAGCACCGUGGCUCACUUGGUUAAUCCUCUGCCUGCGGCCACAGAAUCCCAGAUGGGCCCCGGCUUCUGGUCCUAGUUGCUCCUCUUCCAGUCCAGCUCUCUGUUGUGGCCUGGGAAGGCAGUGGAGGAUGGCCCAAGUCCUUGGGCCCCUGCCCCUGCAUAGGAGACCAGCAGGAAGCACCUGGCUCCUGGCUUCAGAUCAGCAUAGUUCUGGUUAUAGUGGCCCUUUGGGGGGUGAACCAAUGGAAAGAAGAUCUUUCUGUCUCUCUUUCACUGUAACUCUGUAAAAAAAAAAAAAAAAAUUUAAAAAAUCCCAUGAGUUGUAACACUCAUCUCCUGAAUUUUUCUUUAUUAAUGAGCAUACAAUCCCUUUUAAAAUCUUUCAUUCAUUAUCCCCUUUUCCUACUUUUCUUCCUUCACUUCCUUCUUGCCCAGAGACAAGAACUUGGAAUGAAAUCUGGGUGGUACCCAUUGCAACAGAAGUGGUGACUCAAAUGUAGUACACUUUUGUGUUAAUGUAACUUUACAAUGAUUUAUUUUGUUAUAAUCUUUUUGGUUGUAUUACUCCUUACUUCUACCAGACUCUCAGUUUGUUGAAAAUGUAUGUUUUCAUCCCUUCCCAGUUUUCACAGACCUUUUUGGAUUUUCAUCAUCUCAUUUACAUUUACAUUCAUCUCAGACCUCAGGAUAUACUCAGGAUGAACAGUUUAUCCAGGUUCCAUAGCGACUGGACUAGAAAUGCUGUGAUGAUCAUCUAGCUGCAAUAGUUCUUUUAUUUCCCAUCCAGAGGACAAUCCUGCAAGUCAUUCCUUCCACCUCCAUUACUACCUGUUGGCAAUAGCACAUUGUCUUUGUUCAAGUCCCCUUGGCUUGUUACAAGUGUUCAUCAAAUCAAAUCUCAAUCAGAAAUUUAAUAGAAAAUGCAUGGUGUAUCUGUUGACAAUUUCAUGGAGUUGAGCAAUUAUUACCUUAUCAUUAUUGGAAUGUGGUGUGCCUUUAAGAGCCAUUUUUUAAGUCUAGAUGGAGUGUUCUUUCUGCUUUUCCAAUGUUUGUAAUUACUAAAUAAAUUCCUUUCUUCUAAAACUCAUUGGCAUAUAUUUUAUUUAAAAAUAAUCCUGAGUGACAGGGCAGUUAUUUUUAGAAAUCCCCUAAUUCCUCUGAAUUUUAGUUUUGGUGUUUGAUUCCUACAUGAAUUAUGGGUUCUGUUGAGUGAGGCACUGAUUACAUUGCUAACUGAUGAUGGCAUAAUCUCUUGCAACAGGUACAUUUACCAGAUUGGAAUCUUGUUUUCCUUUAUGAAUUUCUGCUGAGUCAGUGGCUAAUGUGAGCCAGCUGGCCUCCAUAUCACUUUGAAUUCUAUAGAGCCAAUAAAUUUCUGUUGGCUAAUUUGA